UGUGAAGAUCCCUUGCUUCCCUUUCACUUUUGUGACUUUACAUACAAUCCUUCUUGAUCCCGCCCCGUCAGACAUCUGUUUUUGUCCUCGCUCGCACUGACCUCAUGUGCCUGUCUCUGUUGCUCGGGUUUUAUUUCAAUUGCCCUGCCCUAGCUUCCCCAACUUUUGAGAGCUCAUCAUAAAAUCCGUCACGGCACCAGUUAGACAAAAUGGUUCAAGAAGUCCAAUUCAAGUCCUUUACUGACCAGAAGCCUGGCACUUCGGGUCUUCGCAAAAAGGUCACCGUCUUUCAACAACCCCACUACAGCGAGUCCUUUGUCACCUCGAUCCUUCUGUCCAUUCCCGAGGGUGCAGACGGUGCCUGUCUCGUCGUCGGCGGUGAUGGCAGAUACUGGAAUCCUGAAGUCGUCCAGCUGAUUGCCAAGAUUGGUGCUGCUUACGGCGUCAAGAAGCUCAUCAUCGGCCAGAAUGGCAUCCUCAGUACCCCCGCUGCUAGUCACGUCAUCCGCAUUCGAAAAGCAACAGGCGGCAUUCUGUUGACGGCCAGUCAUAACCCUGGAGGUCCAAAGGCUGACUUUGGCAUUAAGUACAACCUCGCCAACGGAGCCCCUGCCCCGGAAUCCGUCACUAACAAGAUUUACGAAAAGUCGAAAACCCUCACCUCAUACAAGAUUGCAGACAUCCCCGAAGUUGACAUUGGCACAAUUGGCACAAAGAAGUAUGGCGACUUGGAGGUCGAGAUCAUCGAUUCUGUGGCCGACUAUGUGACAUACCUCAAAGAAAUCUUCGAUUUCGAUCUCAUCCGCUCCUUCUUCAAGUCCCAGCCCGACUUCAAAGUUCUGUUUGACGCUUUGUCCGGUGUCACCGGUCCCUACGGCAAGGCUAUCUUCCAAGGGGAGCUUGGUCUCUCCGCCGACAGCGUCCAGAACGUCGAGCCAAGCCCUGAUUUCAAUGGUGGCCAUCCCGACCCCAAUCUCACCUAUGCACAUUCUCUGGUAGAAAGAGUUGAUAAAGAAGGAAUUCACUUUGGGGCGGCCUCAGACGGCGACGGAGACAGGAACAUGAUCUACGGCAAGAAUGCCUUUGUCUCCCCUGGUGAUUCUCUUGCCAUAAUUGCACACUAUGCCAAGCAAUACAUCCCUUACUUCCAGAAGCAAGGCGUCUAUGGCUUGGCCAGAUCCUUCCCUACCUCUGCGGCCCUCGACCUUGUUGCCAAAAAGCAAGGCCUGUCCAUUUAUGUUGUCCCCACCGGAUGGAAAUUUUUCUGCUCCUUGUUCGACACAGACAAAAUGUCCAUCUGUGGCGAGGAAUCUUUUGGCACGGGAUCCAAUCAUAUCCGUGAGAAAGACGGACUGUGGGCUGUGACUGCCUGGCUCAACAUCAUCGCCGGCGUUGGUAGAGACACGGGCAAGUUCCCAUCGAUCUCUGAGAUCCAGAAGCAGUUUUGGGACGAGUACGGACGGGUGUACUUUACUCGAUACGACUAUGAGGAUGUGAGCAGCGAAGGUGCCGCAGAUAUGGUCAAGUACCUCAAGGGCAAACUCGCCUCCAAAGACACGGUUGGAUCGGUAAUUGGUGGCCACAAGGUCAAAGAAGCCGAUGAUUUCUCAUACACUGAUCUGGACGGGUCGGUGUCCAAGAACCAAGGAAUCUAUUUCAUCUUUGAUGACGGCACUCGAGUUGUCGUUCGCCUCUCUGGAACUGGUAGCAGUGGUGCCACCAUUCGUUUGUACGUGGAGAAGUUGGAGGAAGACAAGAGCAAGCUGGGUCAAGAGACGCAAAGCUACCUUAAGGGGUCUGUGGAUCUUGCCAUUGAACUCCUCCAACUUCAGAAGUUUAUCGGUAGGACAGAACCGGAUGUCAAGACCUAAGGGUCAACCAUUUCACAUCGGCGGAUCUUGGCCAACGUUCGGCGCGAUCCACAGUCUGGGUUGCGACGCUGAAUCAUGUUACAAAGAAACGUUGCCUUGUUCUACAGUUUUGCAUGCUAGAUAAGUUGAUGAUCAGAUGAGCAGAAUUCAAAACAUUCCUACUUCCGAUGUUUACACAAAAUCUUUGUUCGAUCAAAUUUUCUGACUUUCCGGGAAUACACUAAGAGCACGAUGAAAUGUGAUGCUGUGGCUGGUUGCAC
This is a messenger RNA of Exophiala mesophila, 2131 nucleotides long. RefSeq names its product phosphoglucomutase. Lineage: Eukaryota; Fungi; Ascomycota; Eurotiomycetes; Chaetothyriales; Herpotrichiellaceae. The transcript is spliced from 2 exons. Gene Ontology annotation, molecular function: phosphoglucomutase activity; magnesium ion binding. Bases 210 to 1871 code for a protein of 553 amino acids. The record is from RefSeq and is a predicted model, not a curated record. Gene Ontology annotation, cellular component: cytosol. Gene Ontology annotation, biological process: carbohydrate metabolic process.